Beta vulgaris subsp. vulgaris (sugar beet) is the source of this 2389-nucleotide messenger RNA. RefSeq names its product asparagine synthetase [glutamine-hydrolyzing] 2. Lineage: Eukaryota; Viridiplantae; Streptophyta; Magnoliopsida; Caryophyllales; Amaranthaceae. Gene Ontology annotation, cellular component: cytosol. The transcript has 14 exons. The record is from RefSeq and is a predicted model, not a curated record. The coding region runs from base 213 to 1976 and encodes 587 amino acids. Gene Ontology annotation, molecular function: asparagine synthase (glutamine-hydrolyzing) activity.
AAAAACCCUAGUUUUUGAGUGGAAAAAAAAGAAAAGCGGAAUCUUACUGAUUCCAGUAAGCAUUAACGGCUCUGAUUGGCGGGCUUAUAAAUCUGCGCCAUUUUAGCAGCAGUAUACUUCACCAACUUCAUUUUUACAUCUUCUCUGAAAUUUUCAGAGAUACCAUUUUCAGGAGAGAGAAAACUAAGAGAGAAGAGAGAGAAAGUGGUACCAUGUGUGGAAUACUUGCUGUUUUCGGAUGCCUCGAUAACUCUCAGGCUAAGAGGUCCAGAAUUAUCGAGCUUUCUCGAAGGUUGCGCCAUAGAGGCCCUGACUGGAGUGGCAUACACUGUUUUGAAGAUUGUUAUCUUGCUCAUCAACGAUUAGCUAUUGUUGACCCCACGUCGGGAGAUCAGCCACUUUAUAACGAGGACAAGACAAUUGUUGUCACAGUCAAUGGAGAGAUAUACAACCACAAACAGCUAAGAGAAAAGCUGGAGUCGCAUAACUUUCGCACUGGUAGUGAUUGUGAAGUAAUUGCUCACCUCUAUGAAGCGUAUGGAGAAGAGUUUGUAAAUAUGCUGGAUGGGAUGUUCUCUUUUGUAAUUCUUGAUACACGUGAUAAAAGCUUCAUUGCUGCUCGUGAUGCUAUCGGUAUUACCCCACUGUACAUGGGUUGGGGUCUUGAUGGCUCCAUUUGGUUUGCGUCAGAGAUGAAGGCCUUAAGUGAUGACUGUGAACGGUUCAUUGCUUUUCCUCCUGGACAUAUAUAUUCAAGUAAACAGGGUGGGUUAAGAAGGUGGUACAAUCCACCAUGGUACUCAGAGCAGAUACCUUCAACUCCAUAUGAUCCAAUAGUUUUACGCAAAGCUUUUGAAAAGUCUGUGCUUAAGAGACUAAUGACUGAUGUCCCAUUUGGUGUACUUCUGUCGGGUGGACUGGAUUCAUCUCUUGUUGCUGCUGUGGCAUCACGUCACUUGGCAGAAACAGAAGGAGCAUCCCAAUGGGGUUCACAGUUGCACUCCUUUUGUGUUGGUUUGAAGGGUUCUCCUGAUCUCAAUGCUGCAAGAGAGGUUGCUGAUUAUCUUGGAACUCGUCAUCACGAGUUUUAUUUCACUGUUCAGGAAGGCAUUGAUGCACUUGAAGAGGUUAUAUAUCAUAUUGAGACCUAUGAUGUUACAACUAUCAGAGCCAGCACCCCGAUGUUUCUGAUGUCCCGGAAAAUCAAAUCUCUCGGAGUAAAGAUGGUUCUUUCUGGUGAAGGAGCUGAUGAAAUUUUUGGUGGUUACUUGUAUUUCCACAAGGCACCUAACAAGAAGGAAUUUCAUGAGGAAACUUGCAGAAAGAUUAAAGCUCUUCAUCUGUAUGAUUGCUUGAGAGCCAAUAAGUCAACAUCAGCCUGGGGUGUUGAAGCACGUGUUCCCUUUCUGGAUAAAGAUUUUAUCGAUGUCGCAAUGGGUAUUGAUCCAGAGUGGAAAAUGAUUAAUUGUGAUCAAGGCAGGAUUGAGAAGUGGGUUUUACGCAAUGCUUUUGAUGAUGAUAAGAAGCCGUAUUUACCAAAGCACAUAUUGUAUCGGCAGAAGGAACAAUUCAGUGAUGGAGUAGGAUACAGUUGGAUUGAUGGUUUGAAGGAUCACGCUAGCAAACAUGUUACAGAUUCAAUGUUGGCAAAUGCGAGUUUUGUUUAUCCUGACAAUACUCCAACUACAAAAGAAGGGUAUUACUACAGAGCAAUUUUUGAGAAAUUCUUUCCUAAGAAUGCUGCUAGGCAUACAGUUCCAGGUGGACCUACUAUUGCCUGCAGUACUGCAAAAGCAGUGGAGUGGGAUGCAUCAUGGUCCAAAAACCUUGACCCGUCUGGUCGUGCUGCUCUUGGAGUUCAUGAAGCUGCUUACAGGGAACCCGAGAUCACUAACAAUGCUAACCUAGCAAGCGACUUGUGUCAAGCUCCAGGAGGUCAGGACGGGGUCAUGUCAAAGACUCCCACAGUUGUUUGAAUGAGGCGUGCAGCUCUGAUAUAUUCAUGUUGAAAUUAUAUCUUGGUACCUUAUUUCCGAUGGUAGCAGAGGAGCUUGAUGCAGGAAUCCUUUGCGUGGAUUUUUGGUUGCUAGGAAGAGUGAAAUAGGAGCAUUUGUUGUUUCUUUCAACUGUAAGCAGUGCAAAAGAGUUUUCUUUCAACUGUUUAGUUACCUGGCACAAUGUGGCCCUUUGUUGUUGUCCGAAAUUGGCCUUUUUAGGAUCCUUCCCUCCCCUUAGCUCGUUUAGCGAUAAAGGUUAACAUUCUUGGCUAAUUGUUGUAACCUGGAUUAUCUCUCGUUUAGUGAUAAAGGUUAACAUUAUUGGCUAAUUAUUGUAACCUGAAUUAUCUCGCAUCUCCAGUAAAUACUUAUGCAGUUCUCUUUUAGCUUUA